AGCUCACAUUAUAGGCUAUUAUGACCAUCUCCAUUUCCGCGUUGUUUCCACGGCUUUAACGCGUUCCUAUGGAUUGGUGGAGCUCUUCUUAACCACUUUCUAAAACUUUCAUAUCAUGUUAUAUCAUUCUAAUGGUAUACACGAAGAGGACAUAUAACCACAAGCGUCGAUAACGCGACUAGAUUAUGUUGUGUUUUGUUGGAAUCUGCGAAUUUAGCGGAUUCAGACAUUGUUAGGCUGCUCUGGCUAGUUAGCAAAGCUAUUAACCUAGUUGAGCCGGUCGGUGUUUGCGCCGAAUAAAACCAUGGCAGAUGACAACAAUGGGGAGAGGACAGACGAAAACGAGCCGAAGGGGGCAACGGGUGGUGAAGAUGUCGUGGAUGAUGUAAUCAUGGAGCAGGGUGCUGUUCUGCUAAGAGGGUAUAUUGUUGAGCGAGUUACUGUAGAUGAUCCAUCCAUGCAUGUGAGCCCUGUGGAUCUAGGAGGAAGACCCCAGGAGACAGAGGAUCCUCAUAUUAAAGAGGUUGUAGGUCAACUUUUGAAGAUAGCCGAUGACCUUAACCGGAAUGCUGUGCUUCAACAUCUCAUCAGCACGGUUCAAGCAAACUGCGCUCAAGACGUCUUCAUGACGGUGGCCAGGAGCAUCUUUGAUGACGGCAUCAACUGGGGACGCGUGGUGGCUCUGUUUCACCUCGCGUAUAGGCUCAUUUACACGGCCCUGACUCAGAACCACUUCGAAAUCAUCAGGGGGAUCAUUAGCUGGUUUUUACAGUUUAUGAAGGAAAACAUUUCUGCCUGGAUCAGACAGCAAGGAGGAUGGCCCGGGUUUAAGCAACCAACAACACAACAUAAUGGAUGGCGCUCGUUUCUUCCUGGAGGUGGAACACAAGUUCUUUCUGAAUAUUUCUUUUGUAAAGAUUUAAAUACAAAAGAAAAGGAGGGCAUUUUCCGCAGCGUGUCAAGAUGGCGCACCGUGUCGUGCAUCGCUGCGGUGGCGUUCAUUGUCGCUGCUGUUUACUGGAAAAGAACUCGCUAAGAUAAAAAUGAAGGUCUCGUGCCAGCUUCUUAAUUCUCACAAAUGUGGAAACUCGUAUCAAAAGCAAUACAAUGUCUAACUGGUGCAAUCAAGUGGACCAAUCAUGCUUCAUGUUGCCUUGCUAUGGUUAAAAACUUAAACGGCAACAGCCACUUCGACAGACACUGUAGCCUUUUAUUGUGAUUAUGUUUUUUUAUUCUAAGUCUAUUUUUUUUCUAUUUCAAUUGAGUCAAGGAACAUCUUUGGUCUUGAUUUAUUUAUUUUUAAAGGGAUGUGUUUGCUCUACUUAAAGGUUUUUAAGACACUGCACUUUUUCUCCACCAGUGCCUUUUUACUUUUCUGGCUCAGGUAUCCAAUUUUUUAAUGUGCCACAAAACAUACCAGCCCUACCUCAGAUCAGCUACACAACUGUUUACCAAAUCAUUGCUUUUCUAAGUAUAUCAUUAGGAGUACAGGGCUGAAAAAAGGCGUAGUAAAAUGCUUCUAAACCUUUUUAUGUGAUCUAAAUGAUUUAAAGGUUGAGCGUUUUAUUGUUAAAUACAGUUAAAGUGGACACACCUAGCACACCUUGAAAUAAAUAUGAUGAUGAAUUACUGA
Messenger RNA from Pimephales promelas (fathead minnow), 1633 nucleotides. Its product is annotated as apoptosis regulator BAX. Gene Ontology annotation, molecular function: channel activity; BH domain binding. Gene Ontology annotation, biological process: mitochondrial fusion; intrinsic apoptotic signaling pathway in response to DNA damage; extrinsic apoptotic signaling pathway in absence of ligand. The record is from RefSeq and is a predicted model, not a curated record. Gene Ontology annotation, cellular component: mitochondrial outer membrane. Lineage: Eukaryota; Metazoa; Chordata; Actinopteri; Cypriniformes; Leuciscidae.